This is a messenger RNA of Monodelphis domestica (gray short-tailed opossum), 5001 nucleotides long. The record is from RefSeq and is a predicted model, not a curated record. Lineage: Eukaryota; Metazoa; Chordata; Mammalia; Didelphimorphia; Didelphidae.
GGAGGUGGGGCCUUGGGAAAGUAACAGAAAGAUCCCUAUAGCAGCUCCCUUAACCCUGAGAAGAAUUUCAGGGCCUAAUAGGGGGAAAUCCCAGCAGGGAACCCUGCACACAGCCUGUCCUCUCCACUUAAGACUUUUGCCCUCUUAGGCAAGGUCACUGGAGCAGGUCCCGGCUAAGCCUUUCCCCAGCAAAGCCUCAGAGUCCAGGCACCCCUCAGAGCUAGUGCCCAGCCCCUACACUGUAGACCCAGGCUGCUCCUCAGGCUGUACCCUUGAAUGGUGGCGGUGAGGAGGGGUGGUGUUACCUAUGAGGAAAAGUCUUUUAUUUUGCCUUAAGCAAAAAGCCUUUUUUUUUGUUGUUUUUUCUUUUAUUUUCCCCUCUCAAACUUUCCUCACCAUUUUUUGACCUCAGGUUAAGGCUUUUCUGGCACUGCAUUUAAAGGGUAGCAAAUUAGGGUUUAUUCACUCCCACACCUUUUUUUUCUUCCUAGUCUUUAGGACACCCUGCUCUCUCACCCUGGGAGACCCUAACCCCUAGCCAGGACACUCUAGGGUAGCACCAUCUAAAGACAGGAAGUAGAACUGCAGGCAAUUUAAUAAUUAAAUUUAAUUUAAAUUAUUAUAAAAGGUCCCUUUGAAGCCUGAUCCCUCCCCCUCUCUAAUUCCCCACAGGUGUCCAAAGAGAAAGUCCCUCUGCCUUAGGGUUUCCACUCCCUGAAGGACCACAGUCUGGUCCAAGCAUUCCCCAGAAGGAAUGUCUCCCAGGACCCUGAGGCCCCCUUCCCAGGUGAGAGCAGCCCCAUCCUCAGCCCUUGCCAAGGUCCCCCAGGCUGGAAUCCAGCAGAACUCAUGCCUGUGUCUUUUCCAGGUCUCCAGGGGCUCCAUCACUCUUUGUCCUCAGGAUGAGGUCCAGAGUCCACCCUGUCUGCCCUGUGAACCAUAAAAUUUCUCAGACCCUACUUCAUAAGGUUGGGUUAAGACCAUUCCCCAUUGGGACCAUUCCCCAUUUGGGCAGUGAAGGUACUUAGAUCAGGACUGUGAGACCUCUACUCCACCCCUACUUAAGUCUGCCCUAGGGGAAGAUAAAGUUGUAAACUCUUUGCUGAACAAUGAAAAGUACUUAAACCCAUAUGUAUAAUAAGACAAAAAGUUCUUAAGCUGUGCCUAUUUUUAGGACUAAUACAAAGGGGUGCUAAGUACCUAUAAAGGUCAGGCAACUGGUGAACUUACAUGGGACAAAGAGGUGAGAACUUACUCAGAGAUUCUAAUCUACUCAGGUGUGGAUUACUAAAAGGAUUAGUCUACUCAGGUGUGAACUAAGAAUGGGCUGUCCUUUGGAAAACAUCUACUGUGAUUGGUAGAUGUAAGGAUUUAGGGGAAGUGACAUGGGAGAAAAUGCCCUUUAUAAGGAGAUGAGAAAUCUGAGAGCCCCCAUAUCUACUGUGUUCUGGGGGUUUUCUCUGCCUCCUUAGCCUUUGCCUCAGUGAGCUGGCCCAGGUUUCAGACAGACAGGGCAACCUGCUGUCAUUCGUUUAUCCACCCUGAGCUGUCACAUCUCAAGGGACAGGAAUCCCUAUAAUAGGAGCUUUUCAGUGCUUUUACUUAAGGAAGCCAUUACAGGAGCUGCUUAAAGGGGACAGAAACCUUCCAGGACACUGACAACAUUCAGAACACGAAGUUCCCCUCGAAUUAGGAACCUGCCAUGGCUCACAAUUUGAAGGGCUCAUUAACAUUCAAGGAUGUGGCUGUGGACUUCACCCAGGCAGAGUGGUGCCUAUUGGACCAUUCUCAGAAGGAACUAUACCUGGAGGUCAUGCUAGAGAAUGUGCAGAAUCUACUCUCUGUGGGUCUUCCAGUUCCAAGAGAAUAUUGUGCCUCCUGUUUUCAGCAAGGGAAAACACCUUGGCUACUAGAGCAAAAAGGCCUCAGGAGCGCCUGUCCAGAGGCGGAGACUAAUUUUGAAGUGAAGGAGAUGUCUACAAAACUGAGGAUUUUUGUGCAAGAAUCUGACCCCAAAAGGUGGAUGAAUGAUGGUUCCCAUGACUUCGUUUUGAGAGAAAUCUCUGACUCUGAUAUGAAGAUAAACAAAAAUCUAAAGAGUGAACGUGAAUUUGAUUACCCUUCAGAGAAAAUCCUAAAUCAGUAUAUGAAAGUGACCUCAGGAAAUGACUAUUGUCAGGAUAGUCAAUACAGCAAAUGCUUUCCUGAAGAAGUAGGACUUUUUCAGUGGAAUGAGAAACCCUCUGAAAAGCCUAUGUCUCAAGGUAACCUAGGAGGAAUGGCCUUUAGCUACAGUCUAGACUUCAUUAGACAUCCAAAAAGUACAUGGGUAGAGAUGGUUUCUGUGAAGGAAGAAGUUGAGAAACCUUUCAGUCAAAACUCUGAUCUUGCCGCACAUCAAAUAAUCGAAGCAGAAGAGAAAACUUUUGAAUGUAAACAUUGUGGAAAAGCUUUCAUAGAGAGAGGAAUUCUCACUAAACAUCAGAGAAUGCAUACUGGAGAGAAACCUUAUGAAUGUAAAGAAUGUCAAAAGGCCUUCAGAGAGAGAGGAUCUCUCACUAAACAUCAGAGAAUCCACACUGGAGAGAAACCUCAUGAAUGUAAACAGUGUGGAAAGGCCUUUCCACAUUGCAAAUCUCUUGCUAUGCAUCAGCUAAUCCACAGUAGAGAGAAGCUUUAUGAAUGUAAACAAUGUGGAAAGACUUUCAAAAAACAGGGCUCUCUUGUAGUACAUCAUAGAAUCCAUUCUGGAGAGAAACCUUAUAAAUGUAAACACUGUGGAAAGGCUUUCACACAGAGAAGUCAUCUUACUGCACAUCAGAGCAUCCACACUGGAGAGAAACCUUAUGAAUGUAAACAGUGUGGAAAGGCUUUUCCACGAAGCAGCUCUCUUGCUACACAUCAGCUAAUCCACACAGGAGAGAAACCUCAUAAAUGUAAACACUGUGGAAAAGCUUUUACACAGAGGAAUUGUCUUGCAAAGCAUCAGAGAAUCCACUCUGGAGAGAAACCUUAUGAAUGUAAACAGUGUGGAAAGGCUUUUCCACGAAGCAGCUCUCUUGCUACACAUCAGCUAAUCCACACAGGAGAGAAACCUCAUAAAUGUAAACACUGUGGAAAAGCUUUUACACAGAGGAAUUGUCUUGCAAAGCAUCAGAGAAUCCACUCUGGAGAGAAACCUUAUACAUGUAAACACUGUGGAAAGGCUUUCACACAGAGAAGUCAUCUUACUGCACAUCAGAGCAUCCACACUGGAGAGAAACCUUAUGAAUGUAAACAGUGUGGAAAGGCUUUUCCACGAAGCAGCUCUCUUGCUACACAUCAGCUAAUCCACACAGGAGAGAAACCUCAUAAAUGUAAACACUGUGGAAAAGCUUUUACACAGAGGAAUUGUCUUGCAAAGCAUCAGAGAAUCCACUCUGGAGAGAAACCUUAUGAAUGUAAACAGUGUGGAAAGGCUUUUCCACGAAGCAGCUCUCUUGCUACACAUCAGCUAAUCCACACAGAAGAGAAACCUCAUAAAUGUAAACACUGUGGAAAGGCUUUCAUACAGAGGAAUUGUCUUGCAAAGCAUCAGAGAAUCCACUCUGGAGAGAAACCUUAUACAUGUAAACACUGUGGAAAGGCUUUCACACAGAGAAGUCAUCUUACUGCACAUCAGAGCAUCCACACUGGAGAGAAACCUUAUGAAUGUAAACAGUGUGGAAAGGCUUUUCCACGAAGCAGCUCUCUUGCUACACAUCAGCUAAUCCACACAGGAGAGAAACCUCAUAAAUGUAAACACUGUGGAAAAGCUUUUACACAGAGGAAUUGUCUUGCAAAGCAUCAGAGAAUCCACUCUGGAGAGAAACCUUAUCAAUGUAAACAGUGUGGUAAAGCGUUCACACAAAAGAGUCAUCUUGCUGCACAUCAGAGCAUCCACACUGGAGAGAAACCUUAUCAAUGUAAACAGUGUGGAAAGGCUUUUCCAUAUAGCAACUCUCUUGCUACACAUCAGCUAAUCCACACUGGAGAGAAACCUCAUGAAUGUAAACAGUGUGGUAAGGCUUUUCCACGAAGCAGCUCUCUUGCUACACAUCAGCUAAUCCACAGUGGAGAGAAACCUCAUAAAUGUAAACACUGUGGAAAGGCUUUCACACAGAGGAAUUGUCUUGCUACACAUCAGCUAAUCCACUCUGGAGAGAAACCUUAUGAAUGUAAACAGUGUGGUAAAGCAUUCACACAGAGGAGUCAUCUUGCUGUACAUCAGAGCAUCCACACUGGAGAGAAACCUUAUCAAUGUAAACAGUGUGGUAAAGCGUUCACACAGAGGAGUCGUCUUGCUGCACAUCAGAGAAUCCAUACUGGAGAGAAACCUUAUUGUAUUGGUUAAAAUCAUGCAAUAUUCUACUUCAUACAUUUUUCAUUAUUAGUAAUGUUAGAUUGGAAACUUCCUGUAAAAAUUAGUAAAAGCUGGGUAUCCUUCUGAAGGAAGAUACUAAUCUCUCCUCAUGAAGAGCAGAGAAAUUUCACAUAUACACGCAUACACACCCAUCAACAUUUUAUAGAUAUAUAAAUAAUCACCUUUCAUUCACUCUUUUCUAAUGUGGCCAAAACCUACCUUUUAAAAAUUUUUUUUUAAUUUAUGGAUUAUGCCAUUUCCAUUGGAAAAGUCUUGAAACAUGCAACUCUAAUCUUAACGCUUUGUUCUGAAUGUUUCCAUUGAAGAGGCUUUGGCCAUGUCUAAAUUCUGCCUUAACUUAAAAAUUACAAACAUAAAUGCUCCCAUUAUUUCCAAAAUGCUGGGAAACUUAAGGAGGUUAGGACAAGAUAACGAAAAUGUAAUAUACACAGAUGUUGUAUUAUAUAUAGGUAGUGGGGGACUACAAGGGGUGUAUUGUGUUAAUUUCUGAUGUAUUUUGAGUUCUUUUGUAUAUCCAUGGACAUUGCUGUUGAGUCAACCACUCAGAGCAGUGGCCCUGUCCUCACCCUUUCCCUAAUAAAGUUGCUGCAAGAAUCCUA